Dibothriocephalus latus is the source of this 672-nucleotide messenger RNA. NCBI's taxonomy places the organism in Eukaryota, Metazoa, Platyhelminthes, Cestoda, Diphyllobothriidea, Diphyllobothriidae. The record is from the annotation of a GenBank genome assembly.
UGUCAGAUGAACGUCCACAAGCGGUGUGAAAAGUAUGUUCCCCGCCUUUGUGGCAUCGAUCAUACAGAAAGGCUCGGUCGAAUUUAUCUGAAGGUGAAUUAUAAGGAUAUGACACUUUUCGUGCACGUAAAGGAAGCAAAAAACCUCGUCCCCAUGGAUCCUAAUGGCUUAGCCGACCCCUAUGUGAAGCUGAAGUUGACCGGUGACAAUGAGAAAUCGCGGAAACUCAAAACAAAAGUCAUUAAAGCGUCUUUGAAUCCGGAGUGGAAUGAAACAUUCACUAUUGACGUGAAUGCAGAGGACGAGUCAAAACGCCUCAUGAUUGAGAUGUGGGAUUGGGAUCGAGCAUCCCGAGACGACUUUAUGGGAGCCCUGUCGUUCGGCGUUUCUGAAAUUAUCAAACGACCCGUAGACUGCUGGUUCAGGCUACUCAGCCGAGAGGAGGGCGAAUUCUACUCGAUUCCCUGUUCAGAAGAAACCUCCAACCUCUUCAGCUCCUAUGAUUCGAAGUGUAUGACCUCCCCUAAUGACUGGAGUGGACAUAAUCUGGAGGAAAUUCGAAUUCAGAGCAAGCAGGACACACUGCGCAUUUCAGACUUCAAAUUUCUCCGGAUUCUCGGAAGGGGCAGUUUUGGAAAAGUAAGUAAAAAUGCAAGAGAAAAAGAAUAUUAA